AUUUUUGCUAAAUAUAUUGCAGAUUUUGCACAUUUUAAAUAAUACCAAUGUCUGUAAAGGGAUAUUAAUGUUUUCUAUUUAGCUUGCAGAAUUUUCAGAUCUUGAAGUAGUGUCCUGGAAUUGCGAGGGAGGAAGGGGGGAGAAUGCCAGUAGGAUAGCAGGAAAAGUACUUAAAAUCAAAUGGGCAGAAGGAAGUGUCUUCAUUGUAAAGAAAUGACCAUGCUUAACCUAUGAAUAGUGUCAGGAUCGCUGGGUGCCAUGCAUUAUGAGAAAUAAGUAUUACAGAGAAGAUGGUGAACUAGAAGAUGGUGAAAUUGAUGAUGCAGGAUUUGAAGAAGUUCAGGAAGAACAAGAUACAAAAGGGGAGGAUAAACAGAAAAAUGAAAAAACACAUAGGAAAUCACGGAAGAAACGCAAAAAAGAAAAGGAAAAGAAAAAAUCAAAAAGGAGGAGACGGGAUAAACAUAAGCAUAAUUCACCCUCUAGUGAUGACAGUUCAGACUACAGUCUUGACUCCGACAUUGAACGUACAGAAAGAUCACAUAAGAAGGGGAGCAGUCUGUACAGAGAUUAUGAUUCUUCAUUCCUUCAGGUAUAACAUAUCACAGGAAAUUACAUGCCUUCACAAAAGACACAACAUAGCAAAAAAUUAAAAAGUAAGGAGUAUGAUGAAUAUGGCAACUACAGUGAUGAAAAUUUUGGUAGCUAUAAUGAGGAAGAAAAGUUGGAAGAUUUUGCUGAUCAGUUGAAACAAUACAGACAAGCUAAAGAAACCUCAAAUACUGAUUUAGGAGCUCCAUUUCCUAAAGAACCAGUGAAAAAGCAGGGAAUGAAAGGAAUUCAAAAAGGUAUAGCACAAAGGGGUAAUAAUUUUAAUGUUGGUCGAGGGCGUGGUAUUCAGAAGAAAUUGAAGCGCAAAGAUCGUGGAAGGGGAAGAGGGGCCAAUAAAGGAUCAGAUGGCUUUCAAGAGGACGGCAAACCAGUGAAGAAAUGGGUGAAUAUGAGUCAAGAAUUCAUAAAUCAACACACAGUGGAACACAAAGGAAAACAAAUUUGUAAAUAUUUUCUUGAGGGGAGAUGUAUUAAGGGAGACCAGUGUAAAUUUGAUCAUGAUGCAGAAAUAGAAAAGAAAAAGGAGAUCUGCAAGUUUUACAUACAGGGUUAUUGUACCAAAGGAGAAAAUUGCAUUUAUAUGCAUAAUGAAUUUCCUUGCAAGUUCUAUCAUACAGGAGCAAAAUGCUAUCAAGGAGAUAAAUGUAAAUUUUCUCAUGCUCCACUAACUGCAGAAACAAAAGAACUACUGGAUAAGGUUUUGAAUACAGAAGAAGAACCACAAAAUGAAGAUGAAAAAGAGCUGGAGGAGCUCAGAAAGCGUGGUAUAGUUCCUCUUCCCAAACCACCUCCAGGAGUUGGACUUUUACCAACACCACCAGAGCAGUUCUCAUUUUCUGAUCCUGAUGCAGAAAGUUUUCAAGAUCCUUCUGGUGAAUUCAAGAAAAUUCCAUCUCUGUUUGAAAUAGUUGUGAAACCAACUGUGGAUUUAGCACACAAAAUUGGAAAAAAGCCACCAACUUUCUAUAACAGUGCAUCUCCACCAAGGCCACCAUUUCAGGGAAACGACCCACAUUCUCAGCACAUGUAUAAUCCGGGGUCAAGUCCAGGGCCUGGACCCAGCAUGUCACAAGGACAUAACGGACCAGCAAUACACCCAGGUUCGCCUGGGCAUCAUCAAUGUUCAGGGCCUCAAGGUCCAGCAGUGCCUCAGAGCCCACCUUUACAGCCUGUUCCACCAGGCUUUUUAGGACCACAAAGUCAAGUUGGCAUGCCUAUCCAAGUACAACAAGCGGGUCCACCUUUAACACCUCCAGGAAUUGGUGCAUCAUACAACACUCCAGGAGUUCAAGGACAUAUGGUAAACAUGCCCAGAGAGAAUCAUUGUCCACCAGGUGCACCAUAUCAGCAGAUUCCAGGUGAACGCCAGCAGAAUAUUGGUUAUGAGUCUAUUCAGAAUCCAGCUGAUUUCUAUGACAAUUACUAUUCUCAUCAAGCUGUACAUAACUUUCAGCCAACCAACAACAGUGGUGAUGGAGUAUGGCAUGGAGAUUUUACAGAUCAUCCAGUUCACCUUAUUGCUCAGGAUUCACAUAAGAGUGGAAGUGAGUCAGAUUGCAUCAGUAAAGCAGGCCAUAAACCAGCUAUUAAUGUACCAGAUUUUCUUCCAGCAAUGCAGAAAGCCCUUUUCGUGAGACUUAGUCAAAAACAACAAGAAGAUGGAGAAUCAGUCAGCAGUCAGGUUCAGAGGACAAUGAGCAAGGAAGAAGAUGAUAAUGUAAACUGGUAUUCCAGUAGUGAAGAGGAAGAGGGAAGCAGUGUUAAAUCAAUAUUAAAAACCUUAAAGAAACAAAGUGAGAAUUUUAGGAAUCGGCAGCAACAUUCCACAGAUCAGCAUAUGCUCAGUGUUCCUACUGACCCACGGCUUGCUAAAGAGAAGGCCAUAGGAAAUCAAGCUGUUGACCCAAGGUUGAGGUCCACUCCGAGAUCAAAUACUAGAAAACCUUCCGAAUCGGCGUCAUUAGACCCAAGACUUGCACGGGAUCCUAGAAUGUUGAGGAUUAAUGAAAGUGGACAUGCAAGUUCUUCUGUUGCGGGUGCAAAGUUAGAUUUACAUCAUACGCAUUCCGGAGUUCAAGUCAAACAAAAAGGAAUGGAUGAUGAUGAAGAGGAUACGGAAAGAGAAUUGAGAGAGCGAGCUUUUCUAAUUCCUUUGGAACCUUUACCUGGUGUAACAUUAAGGGAUCCAAGAUCUCAGCUUAGACAGUUCAGCCACAUUAAAAUGGAUAUUAUCCUGAUAAAACCAAACUUUGCUAAGCAUAUUGUAUGGGCUCCUGAAGACUUACUUCCAAUACCCUUACCUAAACCUGACCCAGUCUCUUCAAUUAAUUUACCUCUUCCUCCACUUAUAGCUGACCAGAGGCUUAAUAAAUUACGGAAUUUGAAAAAUGAUCCGCAUCCAAAUGCAAUGCCAGCUGACCCAAGACUAGCAGCAAAAGUGAAAAAUAGCAUAACAAGCAGAAGUGGCUUUUUGGACCAAUCUGCAGAGUCGCAUGCCAGUAGUUCAAGCAAACUGGGAGAUCCCCGCUUACAAAAAAACGUUGAUCCCAGACUCCAUAGACUGUCUAGUACAGACAUUCACCAUGGAAUCGCAAAGGAUUCUCAUCCUCCAAAAUUUGACCCUCGUCUAGCCAGAUCUGGUAUUGGUUCAUCACAGUCCUCAGAAGCUGUGACUUGUAAAUCUGACCCAGACAUUCUGCCUCCAUAUGCACCCAAGCUAUCAUCAACUGGUGUUAGACUGGGAACUCCAAGCUCCAUACUUAGUGGUAUUAGUUUAUAUGAUCCAAGAGACCACAGUUCAUCAAUAGACACUGCUCCAAGUAAUUCAGGAGAGAAUGGAGAGAACCAGAAAAAAAGUAUUCUGAAAAACACUGUAAAAAAUGAGCCUAGUCUCUCAGAAGAUACAUUGCCACAGAAGACUGCCUCAAACGUGGAAAAAACUACCGAAGCAUCAGCAGAGGCCAGUUCAGAUAAAGCAAAUAGCAUCAGUAAAUCUCAGGCUAAGCAUUCAAGCACUGCACCAGCAGUGCAUAAUCUUCCCAUCCAAGCAUUGUCAGGAUUGAUCAGACCGCAGUACAGUGAUCCAAGGCAAGUUAGACAGCCUGGACAGGUUAAUCAAAUGCAGGAUAAUGAUCCAAAUGGGGAAUCGGAUGAUAAAUCCCUAAAAGAUGUUUUCAAGACCUUUGAUCCAACUGCUUCACCGUUUUGUUAGCAACUGAGUUCAGUCUUUUUACUGUUGUGAAUAUUGCAGUUUUCUGCUAUUUUGUAACUGGUUUACCUCUUUGCUUUAUUUAUUUUUAAAUUAUAAUUAUCAACACUUUUCAGCUGCUAAUCUCAGAACCACAUGCGGUUAUACAGUAUGCUAUAGUGUUUGCAAAGCUGUGGUAUUUUCUAUAUUAUACUUUUCCAAUUUCAGGGAGAUGAAUUGACAUGUAGAAAAAGACAUGUAUCAUGUUAGACCUGAUAAAAGCACUUUCAUUGUAAAUAAGUCAUUAAGAAUUCAACUCCGAAGACCUUGUAUAUGUGUAAGUUGUCUCUUUCAUAAUCAACAUUUAGAUAUAAUGAUUGCCACUUUUGUAUGAUUGUAUAGGCUCAAGCAAUAUGAUGUACAUUACUGUGAGAGACACUAUUUAAGACGAGGAUUGUCUGACUUACCAAGCCAAACCUACUAACUGAAAUAUACAUAGAUGAUGUAAGAGGAAAAUGUUGAUCCUCCUUUUCAGAGCAGUGGAUGUAAGACAUUGUUUUUAUUCAUGCAGUCAAUAUUCUUAGUGUAAAAGAUACCUAUAUCACUUAUUGCGGAGUUAAAAUGUCAUAUCUUUAAAAGUAUUUUAUUCUAUACUGUAAAUAGAAGAAAUUGUGAAGUCAAUAACUAGAAGAACAUUACUGUUAAAGUAGAGAAUACCUAAGUUCUCUAAUACAAAAAAGUUUUUAUUUAAUUUUUCACACAUACACAAUUCUGACUUAGUGUGAUAGGUUACAUUGUGGUGUUAAUGUAUUGCAAUGUAUUUUUGUAUUCAGAUGCUUAAUUUGUAUUGCUUUUUUGUAUUGAUGUAACUGCAGUACUUGUAUUCAUUGUGUCUUUAUGACAUUUUUAACAAAAAAAUUAAAAAAGGGUACAAUUAAAGUCUAGUAGUGACUAUUAAACUAAUAAAUUACCAGAGAGUUGGACUGUGGGAAAGCAGUAAUAGAAAAUGUCCGAAGCAGAGAUGAUAAUCAAAUAUGCUGUAAAAUACUCAGCUGCCACAAGAAGGUACUGCAACAGGAUCUGGCUGUACUCUCGUAGGCAAAACUCCCAUUAACUCCAAAGGGACUAUUAAUUGAGCAGUGUCAUCAAGAUCAAGCCCUUCAUGUUGCACUCUCUCUUGCGCAUGUGUGUGUUCACUCUUUCUCUCUCUCUCUCUCUCUCUCGUACUUGCUUGCGUUCUUUUUAACUAAAUAUAGCUAGUCAUCAAAGGCAUGUACCAUACAGAGUGCCAGGUGUUAUCAUGGGUCUUUCACCCAUGAGGAUUUAGUAGCUCAGACCACAGCUGACUUCAGUUCUCCUUGGUUCUACCCUUUGGGCUGUCUUUGUGUAUGGCUCUGUUAAAUCUACAGUAAUUAGUCUUAAAAGUAUAAAAAAAGACAGUAUUUUUACAUCUGCUCUUUUGCAGGUAUCAUCUGCUACUAGA
This is a messenger RNA of Alligator sinensis (Chinese alligator), 5282 nucleotides long. It is a transcript of the gene ZC3H6, whose product is annotated as zinc finger CCCH-type containing 6. NCBI's taxonomy places the organism in Eukaryota, Metazoa, Chordata, Crocodylia, Alligatoridae. Gene Ontology annotation, cellular component: nucleus. The record is from RefSeq and is a predicted model, not a curated record. Gene Ontology annotation, molecular function: metal ion binding; RNA binding. Gene Ontology annotation, biological process: negative regulation of DNA-templated transcription. The transcript is spliced from 12 exons.